AUGGAUUCAGACGAGGAAUUCAUGUCGCAGCUCUCGAGCGAUGACGAGAUGAUGCAAGAUAGCGCGGACGACAUGUCUGUUGCCGACUUUGACGAUGAAGACUUCGAUGAACCCGAUCCCGACUUUGGUCUCUCCCCUAAGGAGCUGGACAAGAAAAAGACGCAGGCCCACGUUGUCUCCUUCAAAGUCUUUGAGCCGACCGAUAUCCAGAAGCAACAGGAUGACAUGAUUGCGGAGGUGAAUAUGAUUCUAGAUAUGGGCAAGGAAGAUGCCGCCAUUCUGCUUCGUCAUUUUCGUUGGAACAAGGAGCGUUUGCUCGAAGACUAUAUGGAUCGCCCGGAAAAGGUCUUGGGAGCAGCCGGUUUGAGGAGUAGCACUAAUGAUCUACCCAAACUCGAGGCUGUACCUGAUUUUGCGUGCGACAUCUGCUGUGGGGACGAGGAAGGACUCGAAACUUUUGCAAUGAAGUGCGGCCAUCGGUACUGUGUCGACUGUUACAGGCAGUAUCUGACGCAAAAAAUCCGAGACGAGGGCGAAGCGGCUCGAAUUCAGUGCCCUUCCGACGGCUGCGGUCGAAUUCUCGAUUCACGAUCUCUAGACUUGCUUGUCACCUCCGAAUUGACAGGCCGCUAUCACGAGCUACUGAAUCGCACAUAUGUCGAGGACAAGGACAUUUUCAAAUGGUGCCCGGCGCCGGAUUGUCCCAACGCUGUUGAGUGCAGUAUCAAAAAGAACGCUCUUGACAGAAUUGUGCCAACGGUCGAGUGCACUUGCGGCUGCCGCUUCUGCUUCGGAUGUCCAAACCCAGACCACCAACCGGCUCCUUGCGACUUGGUCAAGAGGUGGCUCAAGAAGUGCGCCGACGACUCCGAAACCGCAAACUGGAUCAAUGCCAACACAAAAGAAUGCCCAAAGUGCCAAUCUACCAUUGAAAAGAAUGGCGGGUGCAACCACAUGACAUGUAGGAAGUGCCGUUAUGAAUUUUGCUGGAUGUGCAUGGGGUUGUGGUCCGAGCAUGGCACAUCCUGGUACAACUGCAACAGAUACGAAGAGAAGAGCGGACACGAAGCACGCGACGCCCAAACUAAGUCACGGACAUCCCUGGCUCGCUACCUGCACUACUACAAUCGAUACGCCAACCAUGAACAGUCAGCGCGGCUGGACAAGGAUAUUGCAAGCAAAACGGAAAGAAAGAUGGUUCAGCUGCAGAAGACCUCGGGCAUGUCGUGGAUUGAGGUCCAAUACCUCAAUGCUGCGUCGCAGGCCCUUCAAACAUGUCGCCAGACUCUUAAAUGGACAUACGCGUUUGCCUUUUACCUCGCCAAGACAAACUUGACCGAGAUUUUCGAGGACAAUCAAAAAGACCUCGAGAUGGCGGUCGAGAAUCUGUCGGAAAUGUUCGAAAAGCCGAUCCAAGACCUUUCGGACUCGAAGCUCAAGGUUGACAUCAUGGACAAGACCUCAUACUGUAACAAGAGACGAAUAAUCUUGCUUGAAGAUACUGCGGACAAUCUGGCUAAAGGCAAGUGGUCUUUCAAUUCGGAAUUGACAGCGCCUGCCUCGGCCACGGCUCCUCCAGCACGCCGUUAG
Molecule: messenger RNA, 1590 nt
Organism: Akanthomyces muscarius
Lineage: Eukaryota; Fungi; Ascomycota; Sordariomycetes; Hypocreales; Cordycipitaceae
Exons: 3
Coding region: 1-1590 (529 amino acids)
Biological process (GO): positive regulation of proteasomal ubiquitin-dependent protein catabolic process; protein polyubiquitination; ubiquitin-dependent protein catabolic process
Cellular component (GO): ubiquitin ligase complex; cytoplasm
Molecular function (GO): zinc ion binding; ubiquitin protein ligase activity; ubiquitin conjugating enzyme binding
Source: RefSeq, a predicted model, not a curated record